CUCCGAUCAUGGCGGCACAAAGCAAGCUUGCCGGCGGCGCGGCGCUUGCUGUGAUCGCCCUGGCGCUGGCCAUCCGCGAGAAAGGGCAAAAAGAGGCUGAGAUUGCAUGCACCUUGAACUCGCAGUACACUCCUGAAAAGAAAAAAGGCCAGGACAAGAAAGUCGCGAUCAACAAGGACUUUCUUGAUCGGUUCAUUCGACUCUUUCGCAUCAUUGUGCCAGGGCUAUGGACACCGGAAGUGGCGUAUGCGCUGCUUGUUGCGGGAUUGCUCACAGCGCGCACCACGUUUGACAUUACGAUCUUGCACAUGAUGACCUCCAUCGAGCGCGCGAUUAUCAGCGGAUGCCGCAAGGACUUUAUUCAUCACCUGUCGCGGUUUCUCCUGGUGAUGCUACCCGUCUCGGUGGUCAACUGCCUGCUCAAGUACGGACAAACGGAGCUCAGCUUGCGUUUCCGCACGCGCCUGUCGACGUAUCUGUAUGCGAAGUACCUCCACGAGUACACGUACUACAAGGUGUCGAACCUCGACACGCGCAUCUCGAACCCCGACCAGCUCCUGACGGUCGAUGUCGAGCGCUUUGCCACGUCUGUCUCUGACUUGUACUCGAACGUGACCAAGCCGGUGCUCGACAUUUCCAUCUACGCGUUCAAACUUGCUGGAACGAUCGGGUUGUCGGGCCCCACAACCAUGCUCAGCUACUUGGUCGGGUCUGGGGUGUUCCUGACGUGGUUACGGCAGCCCACGGGGCGCUUUACGAUCGCUGAACAACGUCUGGAAGGCAACUACCGCUUUGUGAACGCCCGAUUGAUCACACAUAGCGAAGAAAUCGCAUUCUACCACGGCAACGAGCGCGAGCAUUCGAUCGUGCAGUCGUCGUACGAUGCGCUGAUCCAGUUGAUUCGGCAGGCGCAGCAGUUCCGCUUCUCCGUCAGCGUCAUCGACAACGUCGUUGCCAAGUACUUUGCAACAGUGGUCGGGUUUCUACUCGUGUCGCGGCCGUUCCUGGACGCAUCGGACCCGCGCCACGCGACGUCGUCGCACGCCGAGCGCAUGCAGGACUACUUUCGAUCGGGCAAGAUGUUGAUGAAGCUGGCCGAAGCGAUGGGUCGCCUCGUCCUCUCUGGGCGGGAGCUCACACGACUCGCUGGCUUUACGCUGCGCGUGACCGACAUGAUUCAAGUCCUGGACGAUCUCCAUGCCGGCAACUACAAACGUACGAUGAUCCAAAGCAGCAGCGGCAACACGAACGCCCCUGGCGUGAUCGAGUACAAGGACAACGUGAUCGAGUUUGAGAACGUGCCGCUCAUGACGCCCAACGGCGACGUCCUUGUCCCUUCGCUCUCGUUCAAGGUCGAGUCGGGCAUGAACGUAGUCGUGUGCGGUCCGAACGGGUGCGGAAAAAGCUCCCUCUUUCGCCUCCUCGGAGAACUCUGGCCCGUCUUUGGCGGCAAGCUGGUGAAGCCCGCUCGCAGCAAGCUCUUUUACAUCCCUCAGCGCCCGUACUUGACGCUUGGUUUGUUUGUUCGUGCAAUCGCACGUGACCACGUCGUCGUGGUAGGAUCGUUACGCGACCAGAUCUUGUACCCAGACAGUGUCGACAAGAUGGUGGCCGCCGGCCGCACGGACGCCGACUUGCUGGCGCUGCUGCAGCUGGUCCAACUCGAGUACUUGAUCGACGUGGAUGGGUGGGAUGCCAUCAAGGACUGGGCGGACGUGUUGAGUGGCGGCGAGAAGCAGCGGCUGGCCAUGGCGAGGCUGUUUUACCACGCCCCGCAGUUUGCCAUCUUGGACGAAUGCACGUCGGCCGUCAGCGUCGACGUUGAAGGACUCAUGUAUGCGUACUGCAAGUCGCAACGCAUCACGCUCUUCACGGUGUCGCAUCGCCAGUCGCUGUGGAAAUACCACGACUAUGUCCUUCAAUUUGAUGGCCAAGGAGCGUACAGCUUUCGCAAGAUUCUCCCGUCCGACGUCGCACUUGGUUCGUAGUCAGUGCGUCCACCCGCGCAUGCAGCGUAGUUUCGUCCAUGUGUUGCCAUGGAAUACAUGCCCUUUGCAUUCAAUCGCUGCAAACCAUCCCAUCCUUGACUCCGCUACACGCGAGAGCAUCCCGCGCAUGUCGGUAUAUCCGCGGCCGUUGACCUCUGUU
Messenger RNA from Aphanomyces invadans, 2148 nucleotides. RefSeq lists its product as hypothetical. Lineage: Eukaryota; Oomycota; Saprolegniomycetes; Saprolegniales; Verrucalvaceae. Gene Ontology annotation, cellular component: peroxisomal membrane. The coding region runs from base 9 to 1988 and encodes 659 amino acids. Gene Ontology annotation, molecular function: long-chain fatty acid transmembrane transporter activity; ABC-type transporter activity; ATP hydrolysis activity. Gene Ontology annotation, biological process: long-chain fatty acid import into peroxisome; very long-chain fatty acid catabolic process; peroxisome organization. The record is from RefSeq and is a predicted model, not a curated record. The transcript has 13 exons.